GAUGUGUAUUUGGUUAGGACUUAACGUUAAAGGUUAUAUAUAUAUUUUAUUUACUUUAUUCUUCAUAUUUUUCUAUCUUGUUAACUUUAUAUACUUGUUAUCUGAUCUCUUCCAUCUAUUAAUGACUAGCUAAAUACGUUUUUUUAGUGGUGGUUUAAUUUGUUAGUUGAAACAUCGUUGACGAAUAUUUACUAACAUUAGGUUAGAAUUUUAUGCUGUUUAAAGCUUCUGUGGGCCUAUGCAUUUUCAAGAAGAUACUACGUGCUCGGUUAAAUACCACUUCAUUAUAUUUCUUAAGAACGUUCCACAUUGGAGAAAUGGCCAAAUCAAAGUUUGAAUAUGUUAGACAUUUUGAAACAGAGAACAAGUGUCUGCUAAAUUGUUGGAUUGUUGUUCGAGUUGAUGGAAAAGGAUUCCAUAAAUUUUCAGAGGCUCAUAAAUUUGAAAGGCCCAAUGACAAAAGAGGACUCGAUUUGAUGGCCAGAGCUGCUGCCAGUGUGUUUGAAGAUUUGAAUGAAGUAUGUUUUGGUUUUGGUCACAGUGAUGAGUUUAGUUUUGUGUUCAAGAAGACUUCCCAAGUUUACAACAGAAGGCAUGAAAAAUUGCUGAGUCUUGUAACAAGCAAAUUUUCCUCUGCUUAUGUUUUCUAUUGGCGUGACUAUUUUGGUGAUGAAGUGAAGUUACUGUACCCUCCUUCCUUUGAUGGAAGAGUAGUUUUGUAUCCUACGGAUCAGAACCUAAGGGAUUAUCUAAGCUGGCGUCAAGCAGAUGUCCAUGUAAAUAACCUGUACAACACUGUAUUUUGGGCUCUCGUUUUAAAAAAGGGUCUGUCCAACAAAGAGGCCGAAGAAAAAUUGUGUGGAACAUUGUCGUCUGACAAAAAUGAAAUUUUAUUCUCAGAAUUCAAUAUUAACUACAAUAAUGAACCUGAACAAUUCAAGAAAGGCACAUCUCUUGUACGGAAGGUGGUGAAACAGAAAGGAAAAAAACCUCGAAUGGUUGCGGUACCUCUCCAUUGUGACAUUAUUAAUGAUAAGUUUUGGAAAGAAAAUCCUGAAAUUCUAGAAUGUGAUACUGCUGGAGAAAUUGAGGUGCAAGAGGGUAAGAUGACCGUUCUCUACGUAACACCCAGAGACUGGUGGGGAGCUCAAGCACCUGACAAAGCUAUCGAACCAACAAAGUUACCAGUCAAGAAUGUUUUCUUUACAUAUACCAAAGGACGUUAUGGGUUUUCAGAACAGUUUUGCAGGGAUGAACUUAGAAAACUUCAAGAAAAACACAUGAGUCGUGAAGCUGGCGAUAUUAUUUAUAACUUUGCUAUAGGAGGAAGUGGAAAAACCUAUGAAUGCAGAGGCUGGGCAGUGAGUCCUAAAUUGGGAAAGAGAUACAAACAACUUUCUAACCAGAGUAUUUUUAUCGCUUACAUGGGCAUCUUUAAGGGGACAAUGCCAACAAUUAAAAUGAUGAGGGCAGGAGACUGGCUCGUAAAAUUAGGAAUCAGAAGAGGAUUCAUCGAUACAAAGUUUGUACAGUAUCAUAUAACAGCCACUGGGUACGAGGGUUACACUUCACAGAAAUUUGACCUUGCAACAGAAGACAGCGAAAAAUGUUUUGAUGUAACUUUAUAGUGUAUCUACUAGCAGUUGUUGGUACAAAUACCAAUCUACUCGCUGAUUAAAUUACUAUCACACAAAUGUGAUAGUAAUUUAAUAAGCGAGUAGAUGCUAAAUUGGUUUACACUUUUUGAAUAAAAUUUUCUAUACUACACA
Molecule: messenger RNA, 1769 nt
Organism: Macrosteles quadrilineatus (aster leafhopper)
Lineage: Eukaryota; Metazoa; Arthropoda; Insecta; Hemiptera; Cicadellidae
Gene: THG
Product: probable tRNA(His) guanylyltransferase
Exons: 5
Coding region: 213-1628 (471 amino acids)
Biological process (GO): peptidoglycan catabolic process; tRNA modification
Molecular function (GO): tRNA guanylyltransferase activity; zinc ion binding; magnesium ion binding
Source: RefSeq, a predicted model, not a curated record